Staurois parvus is the source of this 327-nucleotide messenger RNA. Lineage: Eukaryota; Metazoa; Chordata; Amphibia; Anura; Ranidae. The record is from the annotation of a GenBank genome assembly.
GCAUGGACACAUAGGAUAACACGCCGGGGAUGGACACAUAGGAUAACACGCCGGGGAUGGACACAUAGGAUAACACGCCGGGGAUGGACACAUAGGAUAACACGCCGGGGAUGGACACAUAGGAUAACACGCCGGGGAUGGACACAUAGGAUAACACGCCGGGGAUGGACACAUAGGAUAACACGCCGGGGAUGGACACAUAGGAUAACACGCCGGGGAUGGACACAUAGGAUAACACGCCGGGGAUGGACACAUAGGAUAACACGCCGGGGAUGGACACAUAGGAUAACAUGCCGGGGAUGGACACAUAGGAUAACAUGCCGGGGA